AUGGCCGAGGGGGAUAAGGUCAUGAUUGGUGAGAGUCCUGUCGCCCCUGGUGUACCGGUCAUAUACAGGUCACAGGAGGAAAGAUCGGCAAACCCAGACAGAUUGAACCUUGAUAGGAGGAGGCUUACAGUGUGCCCAAUUCUAGAAGGAGAGGAGCAUCUCAGGUUACUCAACUUUCAGCACAACAGUAUCCGCAAAAUAGAGCACCUCACCAGUUUGAGGAGACUGAUAUUCCUGGACCUGUAUGACAACCAGCUGGAGGAUAUAACUGGACUAGGUGCUCUAAAAUCACUUAGAGUACUAAUGCUGGGUAAAAACAGAAUCAAGAAGAUUGGGAACCUGAAUGCUCUGACCAAGCUUGAUGUCUUAGAUCUCCAUGGAAACCAGAUUGAUAGGAUUGAGAACCUGUGUCAUCUGGAGGAGUUGCGAGUGCUAAAUUUGGCUGGUAAUAGUAUCACACACGUCAAUGGAUUGGCUGGCAUGGAGGCUGUGACGGAACUUAAUCUCAGACGCAAUAAGAUUAUUACUGUGUCAGAUGUGGAUAAUCUACCAAGUUUACAGAGGUUAUUUCUGAGUUUUAACUGUAUCACAAGUUAUGAAGAUAUCUCCUGCAUUGCUGAUGCACAGUCCCUGUCUGAGAUCUCCCUUGAUGGCAACCCGCUUGCUCAAGACGUCAACUACAAGUCUAUAAUUCUCAAGAAUAUUCAUCAAAUUAGACAGCUUGACAUGAAGAGAGUGACGGAGGAAGAGCGGCGGCUUUCAAGUACAGUAGCCAAACGGGAGGAAGAGAAGAAGAGAGAGACAAACAAGCUGGUGGUCCUCAAGGAGAAGCGUAGGAUUGCAAUCAACAAUGCAGCCCGGCAAUGGGAAGCAUCGAAAAGUACUGCCAUGGCUAAAACGAUUCACCUCCAGCCAGGCUUCCAUUCCAUGGCCAGGGAGGAGAGGUUAUCAUCACCAGAUAACAUGUACAGCAGGCCUUGGUCUGGAGAUAUGGAAACGUACCAGAGCCAAUCCAUGGAUCUGCCUGAUGAUAAGAGUGGGGAGUUAUCCCGUGCCUCUAUGCAUUCAGAGACAAGGACAUGCAGCAAGGCACCCACGCCUGACCUACUGGCAAACAUAUCUUCUGAGGCCUGUCAUCUUGCAGAACUAGACGGAGAUACUCUAUACCUUUAUGGUCCUGGCUCCAUGGAAGCUCUGGACAAGAGCUGGGGGAUACAGGCUGCAGGAUCUAUCACAACCAUCUCCUUCAAAUUUAUUGACUUUGACGAGAUAACCAAGCAUCUACACAAGAUUAGGAUCAGAUUCCCAAAUGUGUCCACUGUCCUAUUUGGUGAAUGCAACCUAAGCAGCCUUCAACAACUGAAUGCACUGACUUCAGUUCGCCAUCUAGACAGCAUCAACAUUGCUACUGAGGGCAAUCCAAUCACUGCUUUCUCCCUAUGGAAGCCCUACCUUCUCUUCAGACUGUCUCAUCUUGAUAUUAAGAAGAUUAACAACGAGGAGGUAUGA
Messenger RNA from Patiria miniata (bat star), 1509 nucleotides. Its product is annotated as leucine-rich repeat-containing protein 49-like. The record is from RefSeq and is a predicted model, not a curated record. Lineage: Eukaryota; Metazoa; Echinodermata; Asteroidea; Valvatida; Asterinidae. The transcript is spliced from 11 exons. Gene Ontology annotation, molecular function: protein binding. The coding region runs from base 1 to 1509 and encodes 502 amino acids.